Molecule: messenger RNA, 1332 nt
Organism: Gadus morhua (Atlantic cod)
Lineage: Eukaryota; Metazoa; Chordata; Actinopteri; Gadiformes; Gadidae
Exons: 8
Coding region: 136-1047 (303 amino acids)
Source: RefSeq, a predicted model, not a curated record
CAGCUGCAAAAUUGCGACGGUCCCUUAGCAGACUAGACAACACCCGAAAGAAGACAUGGAUGACUGCUAGUCGACAUGGAAACAUGUCCCUUCGUUUGAAGAGCUGUACGACGCGGACGCCGUUCCCCCUACGAGAUGAGCAGCAAACGUGAGCGGGAGCAGAAGCGAAAACUGCAGCACUUCCUGACUGACCUGGCGCUGCUGGGGUCUCUGCAGGGCUUCAGGUACUUCCAGCCGUGGCUGCGCGGGAAGGAGGAGCUGCUGCUGACGGUGGUGAACGAGGACCCGGGGCGUCGCUCUCCGGGCUUCGUCGUGUCUCGGGCCUCCUCGGGCUCCUCCGCCGCCAGCAGCACCGACGGCUCCCCCAGCAGCAGCUCCGUCAGCGUGGAGGAGGGGGACGGCGGGGACACCCGGCCCGGGACCCCCGGAGAGAUCUGCGCGUCGAGGAGCGCCGAGGCCCAACGCGACGGACGCGGGGGUCCCACCUGUGAAGACCACCUUCUCCCAGCCUCACCCAGCGAGCGAGAGAUGGCCGUGCCAGAAGUCAACUGCACGCUGUUCCUAUUGGCCGGCUAUGCCAAGUACGGCCGGCCCUACGCCUGGAUCCGGUCCAAUCACGAGCGCCUGGUGAACAUCGGGGGCGUGGACUCAAUGGUCCGGGACACGCCCAUGAAGCUCCGGUCCAUCACCGACUGGCAGACCCAAGAGGUCCGUAUCUGGGACGUGGUCAACGAGCUGGUGGGCCUGUGCACUAACCCGUCGCCCUCCAACCCCUUCGCCCUGGACGUGCGCUACGUUCAAAACCUUCCCCUCCCCGAGAGGUUCCUGGUGUCGGGGGCACUUCUCAACUUCCUGGAGACGUACGUGGUCCACGGGAACAAAGACGAGCUGCACUAUGACCGAGUGGUGGAGGAGGUGAAGCCGCUGAGGCGUCUCCACGUCCAGUCCUUACUGGAGUGGCAGAAGUCCAGAACCGGCACCGGACCCCUCAGCCCUCCCACAAUGCAUCAGUCCUACAGCGUCCAGCCGUCCCCACUCCAGCUCUGAUGACUGUAGAAGAGCCUUUCCCGCACUGUUUAACCUGAUUGACGUUGUUUUUUGUCUACGAUUAUGCAGUCAAAUUCAGAUUUGUGUUACAUGCAUGUGUCACAUGCUUUGAAAAAGGUUUAAAAAGGGAGAAUCAAGCAUUCUGGGGAAUAAUCGGUCACAUGACAGGAACCCCAGGACCUCCUAGGGGUUCUGCGCGACCGUCUAAACCUUCCCUUCCUUUAAACACACAUUUUGUUUUCCUGAAGCCAAAUAAAACGUAAUGAUAACAUCCCAGUCCGAAAA